CGCACUGUUACUAGUGAUGGAAGUUGUAUACACUGCUAUAAAUACUGGGAGUAAUUUACGGAUCCUCAUAUUGAGCAAGUCCAUCGUCUAGUAUCAUCUACUGAUCAGUCAUCAGUGCCUGCAAGUCUAAGAUUUCAUCAGUUAACAAUCUAUGGAUCAGGUGAUCAUUCGAAAUGUCCACAUGAAUGGAGGCACUUCUGAAACAAGUUAUUCUGCUAAUUCAUCGGUUCAGAAUAAACAGAAGAGAGCUAUAUUAAUAACCAGACCAAUAGUAGAGGAGGCGACAUUGAACGUACUAUCUAAGUCGUACAUCUUUGCAGCGAAGUCUAAGCUGAAGCGUACUACUAUAGGCAUAGCAGAGUUAGAUUGUGCAUCGGGACCUAAUGCAUUGUUAGUCGUCUCUCAUAUUUUGGAAACUAUCUACAACAAACAUUAUAGAUCUGGUAGUGUUAUGCCUGAGAUUCUCGUGUUCCUUAAUGAUCUUCCCGGGAAUGACUUUAACACCCUUUUUAAGGAUGUGGGAAGUUUCUGUGAUGAAUUAAGAAGAAGUAAUGGAGAUGGUUUUGGACCAUGUUUUGUUGCUGGAAUUCCUGGUACAUUCUAUGGUCGACUGUUUCCUAGUGACACUCUUCACAUCGUUCAUUCUUCCUAUAGCCUUCAGUGGUUAUCGCAGGUACCUCAAGGGAUUGAGAAGUCGAACAAGGGAAACUUUUACAUCACAAAAUCAAGUCCUCCAUCUGUAAUCACAGCCUACUUAAACCAAUUCAAGAAAGAUUUUAGGGUGUUUCUCGAGUGUCGCUCGGAGGAAUUAGUUAACGGAGGAAGAAUGGUUUUAACACUCGUGGGUAGAAGCAGAUCAGAUCCUACUAGUAAAGAUUGUUGUUCUUUCUGGGAAUUAUUAGCUCUGUCAGCCCAUGACAUGGUUUUACAGGGAGCCAUUGAAAAGGAGAAAUUCGACUUAUUUAACAUUCCUAAUUAUUUUCCUUCCCCUGAAGAAGUAAAGUCUAUAAUUCUGUGCGAAGGUUCAUUCACAACUAAUCAACUAGAGACAUUUCACGUGAAUUGGGAUGGUAGUGAUCCCAAGGAAAAUGCAAAUUCAGUGACACGUAACAAGUUAGAAAGUAGCCAUUACGCAGCUAACAUCCUCAGAGCAGUGUCAGAACCCUUACUAGCGAAUCAAUUUGGGGAGGAGAUAAUGGAUAAAUUGUAUGGUAGGUUCAGGGAGAGAAUUGCCGAAUACGCAGCCAAAGGGAAAACUGAGUUCACAAACUUAGUUAUCUCCAUGACUAAGAUGGAAAAAGAUCUAUAAUAUAGUCUUUAUGCCCUAUGUAAUUCCACAUCGUCCGCACAGUGUAAGCCUGUAAGCCGAAGUAUUCUGUUUGUUAAUCUUUUGGUACGAGCGUUUUGUAAUUUUUAUUGCGAUAUAUUUUGGGAGUUGCGAUUUUGGAUUUGGUUAGAGCUGUCUCUGACUAAGUUAAAGUACCAUCAUCUUACACGAGA
Messenger RNA from Papaver somniferum (opium poppy), 1500 nucleotides. RefSeq names its product salicylate carboxymethyltransferase-like. Gene Ontology annotation, biological process: methylation. Lineage: Eukaryota; Viridiplantae; Streptophyta; Magnoliopsida; Ranunculales; Papaveraceae. The record is from RefSeq and is a predicted model, not a curated record. The coding region runs from base 152 to 1309 and encodes 385 amino acids. Gene Ontology annotation, molecular function: S-adenosylmethionine-dependent methyltransferase activity. The transcript is spliced from 4 exons.